GAUUAGCCGGAUCACCUGGGGCGAUGUCUACUCAUGAGAAAGGAUUGCUUCUUGCCACACUAUUAGCCCGUCUGAAUACUAAUGAUGUUGACAAACUGUUGUUGCGUAAAUUGGAACGAUUAUCUAAAGAAACAUCGUUAUCCGAUGGUCCUGAGGCAGAGGAAGUAUGGGAAGACGGCGGUCGAUUUGGUGAAUUAAUAAAUGCUUUAUUGACAUUUUUUGAAGAUUAUGAUGAGCGCUCUCCGGAUCUUAAGGAGACAGGAUUACAGUUGUUACAACAGUUAUUGAUUAAUCAGACCCGUUAUGUUGCUGGGCUUGAGAGAGACGUGCUUAGAGUAUGUCUUGAUUGUAGAGCAGAUUUGGCUACCAAUGUCUCUGGACAGGCUGAUGAAGUUUUGGAAACAUAUGUUCAAAUAGUUGACGUUCAUACUGGUUUAUAUGCCUUAAUCGAUAUAAUGGAAUCCCGUAUGUUUAAUAGUGGUUACAGCAAUUCAUCGUCGCCUGUUGGUCAUUACGGACAAAGGUCAAAUCCAAAAGCAGCCGCAUUUAUGGUGUUGGCACGAUUAGUUAGACGAUUUGAGAAGAAAUCGUUGGAAAGAGAAGUUGGGAAAAUCGUUCCAUUAGCUAUAAGAGCGUUCAAUGACCCCAAGCCUGAGAUUCGAAAGGCGGUAGUUGAUUCUUUGGUAUCGGUUUAUUCAAUCAUAGGGGAUGAUAAUACAAUGCUCCAAUAUCUCACCAGUCUUAAUCCUGCACAACAGAGACUAUUGCAUUAUUACUUUGACAAGAGUAAGAAACAGCAAAAGUCCACUGCACAAGGGGUUGUUGUAUAA
Paraglomus brasilianum is the source of this 830-nucleotide messenger RNA. NCBI's taxonomy places the organism in Eukaryota, Fungi, Glomeromycota, Glomeromycetes, Paraglomerales, Paraglomeraceae. The record is from the annotation of a GenBank genome assembly.